AUCUUACUCUAAAGUUUGUAAUUCAAGUUUCUAGUAAGGAAAUCAAUGACAAAUCUAAAUUCUGUAAUACUGAAAUUUUCAAGUUAAUUCGUAAUAAUAAUACUGUAUCAUCUUACGUGAUAAUACUAUAAAUACUUUCGAUACAAACUUUGGUAACAUGGAUAUAUGACGUCAACAGUCUGAUGUUACAUACACUCAAAGGAUCCUGUAUAAUAUUAGAGAAUAUUAUAAAUGACUCAAAGUUUAACAAUGAGUCCUCAGAGUUAUAAAAGUCAUAUCACAACAAAAGCUAUGGCAUCUAAUGGUUAUACUGGUACUAGUACUCCAGCUGAGUCUAAAAACCAUUCAUCACCUUGUGAGUUAUUUAAUUCAAUGCCAUGGUUUGGUAUGGAUAUAGGAGGUACAUUAUCUAAACUAGUGUAUUUUGAACCUAAAGACAUUACAAGGGAUGAAGCAAAUGCAGAGGUAGAGACUUUGAAAAAUAUCCGGCGGUAUUUAACUAAAAAUUCGGCAUAUGGAAAAACAGGUCACAGAGAUACACAUUUACAAAUGGAUAAUGUCUGCAUUAGAGGUAGACGUGGUACGUUACAUUUUAUUAGAUUUCCUACAAGUGAAAUGGGAAAUUUUCUAGCAUUAGCAAGGUCUAAGGGUAUGGCAAAUCUUGUAACAACAGUUUGUGCUACUGGUGGUGGAGCAUAUAAAUUUGAAAAAAAUUUUAAACAAGAAGUAAACAUGAAUUUAGCAAAAUUUGAUGAGUUAGAUAGUUUAAUACGUGGUAUGCUUUAUAUAGAAACGACAAAUCCACAUGAAUGUUAUUAUUGGUCGCAUCCUACGGAUGAUAGUAAAUGUCAAAAAAUCCCUUAUGAUUUUUCUGAACCCUACCCUUUUUUGCUUGUAAACAUAGGAUCAGGAGUAAGCAUAUUAGCUGUUUAUGGGCCAGAUAAUUAUAAAAGAAUAUCAGGAACUAGUCUAGGUGGUGGCACAUUUUUAGGAUUAUGUUGUUUACUAACUGGGUGUAAUACUUUUGAAGAGGCAAUAGAAUUAGCAACUGGAGGUGAUAAUACCAGAGUGGACAAGUUAGUUAAAGACAUUUAUGGUGGAGAUUAUGGACCUUUUGGUCUUCCAGGAGAUCUUGUCGCAAGCAGAGAUUUACCUGCAUAUUGUUUUUAUCACAUAUACAGUUUUGGACAAAUGAAUUCUAAAGAUCGUCGAAAUGCAGUUAGUAAAGAAGAUCUUGCACGCGCAACACUUGUUACUAUUACAAACAACAUUGGCUCUAUUGCACGUAUGUGUGCUGUGAAUGAAAAAAUUGAAAGGGUAGUGUUUGUAGGAAAUUUCCUUAGGGUAAACCCUAUAUCAAUGAAACUUUUGGCCUAUGCUAUGGAUUAUUGGUCUAAAGGAACAAUGAAAGCUUUGUUCUUAGAACAUGAGGGUUAUUUUGGCGCAGUAGGAUGUCUGCUCCAAUUUAAUGGUGAAACAAGCUAAAAUUAUAGAAAAGUGCAUAAUAUAUAGCAUUCCAAAAACGAAUCUUUUUAAAGAUUAAUAUGCAAUUAUUUAACAUAAUUAUUUAUUUUUGUUAUAUAAUAUUUAAUUUCUCAGGUAUUGUUUAUUUAUGUAGUUACAACAUUAUAUUUUAGCAAUAGCAAAAGCCCAUGGUCAGAAUUGUAUUAUUUUCAAAUAUGACCAUAUUUAUUAUAGUUUUGAGAAAUAAGUAUAUUGUUUUAGGGAAUUACUUUGAUAUAUAUUACGUGAUAAUCGCAUAAAAACCUAAUGUGGGCACAAACCUUACGCGCGUUUAUAUACAAGAUUUUAAUGGACCAAAGCUCAACGCAUCAAAUUUACUCAAAUAUUCUUUAUAUGAGUAACUUAGGUCUACCUCAUAAUUUAUUUCCUAAACGUUUUUAUAAAUACACGUUCGAGUUUUACAUAGAAAGCAUCCUAAAUAGAAUUUUCCAAUUAUUAAAAACCCGCAAGAAAAGAAAGAAUUAAUUGCAGUUGUAAGUACUUAACCCCUGUUAUUAUUUAUAUGUCUUUAAUUUGAUUAUUAAAAAAAC
Molecule: messenger RNA, 2054 nt
Organism: Osmia lignaria (orchard mason bee)
Lineage: Eukaryota; Metazoa; Arthropoda; Insecta; Hymenoptera; Megachilidae
Gene: fbl
Product: pantothenate kinase 3 fbl
Biological process (GO): coenzyme A biosynthetic process
Cellular component (GO): cytosol; nucleus
Molecular function (GO): pantothenate kinase activity; ATP binding
Source: RefSeq, a predicted model, not a curated record